Colletotrichum lupini is the source of this 5928-nucleotide messenger RNA. Its product is annotated as domain found in Dishevelled. Gene Ontology annotation, molecular function: GTPase activator activity. The transcript has a single exon. Gene Ontology annotation, cellular component: GATOR1 complex. The record is from RefSeq and is a predicted model, not a curated record. Lineage: Eukaryota; Fungi; Ascomycota; Sordariomycetes; Glomerellales; Glomerellaceae. Gene Ontology annotation, biological process: intracellular signal transduction; negative regulation of TORC1 signaling; positive regulation of autophagy. The coding region runs from base 1 to 5928 and encodes 1975 amino acids.
AUGCCUCGCAAUGCCGGUGCGGCACCCUCUCUACGCAAGGGACCCAACUGGUCCUCCCACCUCCGCCAGUUCAGCCGAAGCAGUCUCGAACCGCCCUCAGCGACAUCGUCCGUCGACUCGCCCCGAUCUCCCGAUACCGUCUCCAGUGCCUCGACCAUCCGCGGCGACAACUCGUCCAGCUCCGUGAAACAGCGCCGACUUGAGCGGAGGUGCACCGUCGGGGUCAACGAGGGAUACUCGCGCGACGAGGUGCUUCUGAGCCCGGAAGUGAUCAAGGGCGAUGUCAGACCUGGGAGCCUCGUGGCCAUCACCGUGAUCAAGACCGAGGGCGAUAAGACUGCGACAAAGGACCAUGCGACGGCCCGCGGCGGGAAUGCUGCGAACAACACAGGUGCGGGAGCGGGACAAGGCGAUGCGGCGCCCGAGGGAGCGACGCUAGGGAAGAAGUACUUCUGCGUCGCAAAGGAGAUGUCCAAGGAGCUCAAGAGCCGCUUGCCCAACGUCGACAUCUACGUUGUCAAACAUAUCGCAGAUGCCUUUGGCAUGAAAAAGGGCACGCAGGUACUCUUGACGCCGGUGGAUGCUGACAACCCCGCGACGGCCGCCUCGCACGUUGAGCUCUCGUUCAAGGACCAGUACCUUUCGCGAUCCGACAUGUGGCGCCUGGCCAUCGGCGAACUUACGGAAAGGACAGUCUACAAGGGCCAGUCGAUACUGUUCAUGGGCACGAUAAAAGCGCAGGUCACGGCGGUAUUCGUGGACGGGCGAAAGACGCACUCUGCCUUCUUCACGAGGAACACGAGGCCGAUUUUCCGGAGCGAGUCUGCGCGGUAUGUGCUGUUCAUCCAGAUGGCGCGGGAGAUGUGGGAUUUCGACUCGGAGGGGUCCGGCGAGAUCCUCUUCAACAAGGUCGUCAACGGCUUCCUGCCGGCGCUGUUCAAGAAAUGGGCCAAGCUCAAGGCCAAGCACCUCGUGAGCAUCGUGCUCUUCGCGAGGGUGGAAUACGACACGGGCCUGACGACGGAGCUGGCGAGCAGCACGCUGCAUGGGGACUACUACACAGGUGUGCAAAUAUCGGGCGACCGCAGGCCGUACAAGGACUUUUACCGUGUCGUUGUCAGUGAGAUGGCGAGCGGGGAGUGGACGACGAUCCUCAACCAGCUGAAGCGCGAGUUCAACUUCUUCCGGCGGGACAUUAGCCUGCACCACCAAAAGGCCAACAGCGCGUUCGUGCCGCUGGCCGAGGAGAACGGCGGCAAGGGCAUCGCGUCCAACCGCGUCAAGGCUGAGUCGUCGCUGGCCAUGUACGGCAACUUCCUCGAGGCCAUCAACCUCGCCUCGUCACAGUUCGCGCACGACUAUGUGGACCGCGACCUCAUGCGGACGGGCAUCUCGAUUGUGGUCAUUAGUCCCGGGCCCGGCGUAUUCGAGGUUGAAUACGAGUCUCUGCGCCGGACCACCGAGGCCCUCGUCGGCAACGGAAUCGGCAUCGACCUCAUCUGCGUGCCAAAGAUGCCGCUCCACUCCGUCCCGCUCUUCCGGUACCGCAACCCGCAGACCUCGGAAGGCUCUCACGGCCUGUCGAGAUCGAGAUCCGUACGGAGCCGCGAGAGCACGCCGAAGCAGCAGGCUACGCCCAUCAUCGGCAGUUACCAGUCGAUGGCCGAGUCGCUGUCACCGACAAAGGGACUAGAGCUCGCUCACCGCAUCGACAGGCUUGCGAAUCCGCAGGACGAGUGGUCGUAUGCGGUGCCACAAUGGCUGCACGUCUCCUACUGGACCGGGACAUCCGAAGAGGCGCUGUCGUAUCAAGGCAUCGCCCUCUCGGUGUCCGAGGACAAGGAGGGCCAUGAGAGCGAAGACUUUGCUAUUCGCGCCAGGAUGUAUGAUCUUCAGAUGCGCAGCGUCUUGGAGACGAACGAGAUCGAGACGACACCGCUUCAGGCUGACCCGCUGUUCCCUGUGACGACGACCGAGUCUAAGAGCUCGCUACGGUCGCGGCUCAGCGGGACAGACGAGAUCGCCAUGAUACCCCUGAAGCGCCACCAGGACACGCUCGUGGACCAUGUGUACGGGUUCCAAAAGUUCAUGCCCGACAGGCUCGUGAAGCCGGGCGAGAAGUCGCUGUGGAAGCAGCUGCAGGAGUACGACGAGACUAGGGCGAGAUUGCCGAGGUCGCGGCGGCCUGCGCAGGCAAGAGCCUCAAGAGACUUAGAGGAGACGACGAGGCGGCAGCUGAUGGAGGACGCUGGGCUGUUUGGGACGUCGCUGCCCGAGAAAAAGAUUGUACCGAACCAGAGCCUCGCGGCCGUCACGGCGGGGCGCAAGUUAUCGGUCAACAUUGUCGAUAGUGAAAAGGCGGAGAUUGUGGCCGCUGCGAGGAAGGCUGCGAACCACCCCCCGGCGGCACCAUCCGCGGGUGCGGCGGGGACAUCAUCUCAUCAGACGUCGUCUUCCACUUCCUCGUCGACGACCCCCGAUUCUCACAGCGUGGCGGGCAAGAUGUCUGUAGCAUCGCCGUCCAAGCCUCCUAGAUUUAUGCGACAGAUCAGUCUCGGCCUGCGGGGCUUCGGCAUCGCGGCGCCCAAGGUGGUGGCGGCGGAGGCGAGCUUCGAGACGGUCAAGGCUUCAACGGAGCAAAGCGUGACGAGCCCCACGAUGCCGCUGGUCAUGUCGACGAUGCCGCGCCCGUCGUCGCCGCAGGUCAUCAAGCCGAGUAUUUCGACGGCCAUGUCCUCGUUCUCGCCGCAGCUGUUCCGUUCGGAUUCGCGGGAUACCCUCACAGACUUGCCCUCGACGCCGAGCAUCCCCAUCAACAUGAAAUCCUCGCGGCGGGGCGAGAGCUCGGUCGGCCAGCAGCAUAGAUACGGGACCGUUCUGCCGUCGUCGUCGCUGGCGCGCAAGGAUCAUUUCCGGGAGGACCCCGACCAGAGGAACUCUCACGUGUUCAGGGCAGAGGAAGACAAUCAGAAAAUGUUCAAUAGUAAGCUGCGCGCUGGUGCUAUGCCUGAACUGCCGUCCACGUUGUCGCCGACGACGGCCAUCUCGCCUUGGCUCACGGUGCUGAACCCGUCGAACCCGGACAGGAACAAAGUGGACGACACGGUGCUCUACAGCAGGUGGCAGCAUGUUUUCCCCCGGACUUCGGAGAUGAAGGUCAUGAAGUGGAAGGCCCUGUGCUGUCCGGCCGCUGUGCCGCUCACGACCGAGUACUUUCCUUCAAAAUCACAGUUUGACACGGAGUACCAGAGACAGCCGUAUGUCAUUGCACAGAAUGCCGAUGACGAGCUUACCGAGGAGCCGAAAUCAAGAGAGGAGUUCCUACGGGAACUGAUCAGUCUCCGUUUCUCACAAGGCUUCCAAGUAGUCAUUGGCCCGUCCGUCGCAAAAGCGUUUGGGCAGAGGCUGCUGCGGAUCGCCGACAUUUUCUCACGUGACCAGGCGAUGGAGGACGGCACGAGCAUCUUCCUUUCGGUGGGCAACACGAUCCACCAGCUUUCGUGUGUUAAUGGCACGGAGGUGGAGGUCAAUAUCUACAUACGCAAACCGGCCGAGCUGACGGUGGGCAACUCCAAUUCCGGCCCGCUAUACAGGCCGGCGAUCCGCACGUUGAUGGAAAGCGGGUAUCGGACGCAGGAGGUUGACAUCUCGACGCCGAAACCCGAGAGGAACUGGAACUACAUUGACUCGUAUCUUGCGGGCCACCACGAUGAGAUGACUGAGAACCUGAGGUUCUGGCGGACGCGGUUCGUGCUCAUCCCCAUGGUGUCGCGGUCGUCGGCGGUGCCUAGGAAUCAAGCCGGCGACAACGCCGAGGAGGUGCGGUUAGAGGGUAUCAGACGGCUUUCAUUAUCAUGGCAAAAGUACCGGUACAUCCCGCCGUUUGAGCGGAGAUACCAGACGGCCAAGUCGAAGCGCGAUCCCAACCCCCUGGACAUUGUGUACAAGACGGAAGACCCGUCCGUCGUCAUCGCGGCCGAGCUCGACAACUUGCCUUUGGUGGAGGGCCUGGGCGAGAACCGCAAGGGACAGCUCAUCACGAGCCGGGAGCACUUUCGCAAGUCUAAUCUCAACCUCUCGGCGCUGGCCGAGGCGAUUCAGCAGCCUGUCGAGAACGGCGGCGUCAAGCUGCAGAACCGGCGGUGGCAUCUGCGGCUGCACUACAAUUGCUUCAUCGGGUCCGACAUGACGACGUGGCUCAUGGACAACUUUGAGGACCUGGACAGCCGCGAGGAGGCAGAGCAGCUGGGAAACAUGCUCAUGGUCAAGACGUACGACCGGCCGUCGGACGACAAGAAGGACCGCGGCGGGCUGUUUGAGCACGUUGAGCGCCGGCACGUGUUCAGGGACGGACAGUACUUUUACACCAUUGCCACCGAGUACGCGAAACCGCACCCUCCCGGCUGGUUCAACUCGCGCCGGGGCCGCGACGUCUCGGUGCCUUCGACACCCAUGUCAGAGAACGUCCCGCGCGACUCGCCGCGGCCGGGCAUGAUUUCCCGGCCGACGUCUAUCAACGAGGAAAACUCGCCCAUCUCGGGCGCCACCACCCCGACGGCAUACUCUGUCAUGUUUAGCAACAAAAAGGUGCCCAAGGUCUGCCUUAGCAAAGUCAUCAAAUACGACGUGGACCACCGGAAGCGGUCGUACCGGCCCGAGCGCGUCGACCUGCACUACGACCGCCUCCACAACCCGGACAACUGCUACCACAUCCGCAUCGACUGGAUGAACGUGACGGCGAAGCUGAUCGAGGACGUGGUGGAGGGCUGGGCGCGCGAGGCGGCGACGUACGGCCUGCGGCUGGUCGAGGUGCCCAUCAAGGAGGCGUGCUCUAUCACGGAGGUGAACCCUUUUAGGAGGCCGUACCUCAUCAAGCUGUCGGUGCCGCCGCCGAGCCAACAGCCGGUGACGUACUAUGAGCCCAACUCGUUCUCGCCGCAGACGGCGCCGGGAAAACACUUUUAUCAAAAGGUGCUGAUGCGGAAAUUCGAUUUCGUGCUCGACAUGGAGGCCGCGUCGAAUUUCCCGCGCGACGUCGAGGUGAGGUACUCGUGGGGUCGGCCGGAUUUCAAGUAUUCGCAGUAUAUCCACCGGUCCGGGGUGCUGCUGGCGGAGAUUACGGACGAGGGACAUUUCCUUGUGCUGGCCAACCGGCUUUUUAGUAAUCGGGCCUGGACGGCGCGGGAUAAGGAGCUCAAGGAUAUGAGGGAGGCGAAUAGUAGCGCCGGCGGCAGUGGUGGUGGUACGAACAAUGUCGUUGAGCGCGGGGGCAGGAUUAUACCCGUGGGCUCGUACACGCCCUUUGGGAUUCCGGAGCCGACGCCGAUGAGCAGUCCGAUGGUGAAGCCCGUUUUCUAUGCCGGAGGUGGUGGUGGGUCGCCUGCGGUGAGGGCCUCGGAUAUGAGAGCGAGUUCUAGCGCGUCUGGCGGGCCUUCUGGCGCGACGGCGUCAUCGGCAGCAAACACAACGGCCGCGGUGGACCCGAUACCGAUCCUCAAGGAGCUCGAGGCGUUUUGCAACGACGGGCCGGGGCUGGAGGCGUUCUACAAGGAGACGCUGGAGCGGGGCCCGCCGCAGGCCAUGACUACCCCCGGAGCGAUGAGGCCUACCGUCGUUGGGCUUGAGGCUGUGCCGGAGGCGAGUAUAUCGAUGUUGGGGCUGCCGGCGGGUGUUCUUGGAGAUUUGCAUUCUGGCGGCGGCGGUGGUGGGCUUGGGUAUGGAGGCGCAGGUGGAGGUGGAGGUGGACCGGAAGGGCUCCGGGGGUUGCAUAUUGGUGGUGGAAGCCCGAGCCCGGGGCCGAGGAGCUUGAUGAGUAGUCCGGCUGCGGGGAUGCAGUUUUUGAGGAGGGCGAGUGUGCAGGAUGGGCUUGGGUUGGGGGGUGGGGGGCCUAGGAGGGAGGUUAGAGAGAGGGAGAGGGAGAGGGAGUGA